UCGCGUUGUCACGGAUACUUAUUGUUGCGUAUACUUCCCCUUCUACCUCGCUCGAUCGCUCUUCGGAAUUUAGUCGAUUCGCGAUCACCCAUCGCGAUAAAUUUUGGAGUAUUUUGAUUUUAACUAUUGAACGAACGGAGCCGCAGCUCCGUCGACUUUAACAUUGCGACCAAAUAUUCGCCGGUUUUCAUCGAAAAAGUUUUCGAUUUUAAAAUUACUAUUUCGAAAAGUUUUCAUCAUGGAAACGAACGAUCGAACAACGACUUCGUGAUUUUCGGCCUGCCCCUGUAUCGUGAAAACUGUGACUUGAUUGCCCAGUGCUGAGCAAGAAUGAUCAUUUUUGCCAAUAAAAAUGGAUCGUGCUAUCGAUAGUUUGGAAAAAUAAUAAGAGAAACGACGGUGUGGUUUUGUGCUUAAUGCUCACAGCAGCUAACGACGAGUGAUGUGGAUUAUCGAACGAAAGUACCAAAUGUUUAGCACCCCUUUCCUUGGGGAUUAACGAUAGAGGAAUUUUCGUGGAAUUGAGUAUAAGCAACGAGGUUUUUCUCGUUAACGUGUAUGCCAAGGGAAAUGUGAGGUUGUUGCUUCCCAAACGUGCUACGAGCUGAUCGGUUCUACGACGCCGGUCACGCGUGUUUAACUCUAUCAGCGCGCUUGUUUCCUUCCGAUUUGCGAUCGCCUCGCGCGCGAUCGCAAACAAUCGCUCCUAAAUUCGUUUCCACUCCCAAAUACUAUCCCCUCGAGUUGAAAUUUAGUUUGUUUACGUUUUCGAAUCUUCAGUGUGCUGACCCAGUGAAUACCGAAUAUUUAAAUCGCUCAGUGUUUUUCUUUUAUUCACGUGUGUUCGAUCCCAUCAGUUCUCAUUAAAAUAACCCCGCGAGAGGGAACAUAACGAGGAAAUAAGUGGGAGCUCGUGUUAUUUCUACGAUGAUAAAGUGAUGGUGAUAAACCAGUUGUUUUUAUCGUAAAACGUACAGUUUUUACGCAAAGUGUGAUCUCUUACCUGCCUCUCUGGAUAUUACCCAAAAUGCAGUCCUACAGGAUCGAGAUCCUUCUCGUCGUGGCGGCCCUUGCGACCGUCGUUCAAGCCCAACUGAGAGCGCCCCGGAUAACGGAGCAUCCGUCGGACAUAAUAGCGGCGAAGAACGAGCCCGUGACGUUGAAUUGCAAAGCGGAGGGUAAGCCGGAGCCAACGAUAGAAUGGUACAAGGACGACGAGCCGGUCCAAACGUCACCGGGUGACGCUAAAUCCCACCGAGUCCUAUUGCCAACUGGUUCGCUUUUCUUCCUGAGAGUAAUGCACGGCAAGAAGGAACACGACGGGGGAGUCUACUGGUGCGUAGCGAAGAACGCAGCGGGCAGCGUCAGCAGCAGGAACGCCACCCUCACCGUAGCAGUGUUGCGAGACGAGUUUCGGGCUCAGCCUCAGAACACGAGGGUCGCAGCCGGUGAGACAGCGCUUCUCGAGUGCGGUCCACCCCGCGGUCAUCCUGAGCCAACUCUUUCUUGGAAGAAAAACGGACACACUUUGGACAUCGAUGCUGUCAAGAGAAUUACACUCGUCGAUGGCGGAAAUCUCAUGAUAUCCGAUGUCAAACAAACUGACCAGGGAAGGUACCAAUGCGUCGCUUCCAAUGUCGUCGGUGAAAAGGAAUCUGCCAUCGCGACUCUCACCGUUCAUGUGAAACCGUAUUUCCUCGCAACGCCGAUGAAUCAAACGAUCCUGACCGAUCAAACCGCGGAAUUCGCUUGCCGCGUAGGGGGCGAUCCGCCACCGGAAAUUCUGUGGCGACGGAACGACGGAAAGAUGCCAAUCGGUAGGGGACACAUCACCGAUGACAAGAGUCUGCGUAUCGAGAGAGUUACGGCUCAGGAUGAGGGGACUUAUAUAUGUGACGCCGAAAACGGAGUCGGUGCGAUUUCCGCCAGUGCAACGCUCACCGUUCAGUCUCGUCCCGUUUUCACGAAUUUCCCGAAGGACGAGUCAGUGAACACGGGUUCGGACGUAUCGUUCGCUUGCUCGGCCAAAGGCGCGCCGAAACCAUCGAUAUUCUGGACUCGCGAGGGCUCCCAAGAGCUGAUGUUUCCCGGCAACGUCUAUCAGGGACGUUACACCGUCAACGACGACGGAAGUUUGCACAUAAAGGAAACUAUCAAGAAGGACGAAGGUCACUACGUGUGCAGCGCUAUCAGCCAAGCCGGAGCGAGUACAGCCACGAUUUAUCUACAGGUAACUCCGGUAGAAGAAGUUCCCCCACCGAUAAUCGAAUUGGGGCCAGCGAAUCAGACUCUGCCAGUGAAGAGUGCAGCGUAUUUGCCUUGCCGGGCAGUCGGCACCCCAACGCCGAAGGUGCAAUGGCACAAAGACGGAGUUCUCGUCCAGUUGGGAAGCAGAGUGACGAUGUUAGCGAACGGAACUCUCGUUGUAACGGAGAUACAAACUUCAGACGCGGGGCUUUACACGUGCAUAGCUUCAUCGGAAUCGGGCAACACCUCGUGGUCGGCGACCUUGAGCGUGAGCUCGACGACGACGCUGCAUAGGACACCGGACAUGCAAGCCCUGCCGCAGAACCCAACGAAACCGAGAAUCGUCAAUAUCACUAGCAAUUCCGUGACCCUCACCUGGAGCCCGGGUCACGAAGGCAAGAGCAAAAUAAUCGGCUACAACAUCGAGUACUUCAGCAGCAAUUUGAACACCGGGUGGGUCGUCGCUGCGACCGGCGUCACCGAUGACACUAUCACCAUAACCGAUCUCAAGCCCGAUACGAAAUACGUGUUUCUCGUCCGGGCUGAAAACAGUCACGGACUUUCGCUGCCCGGACCGCUGUCCGACAUCGCUCACACAACGACCGUCAAUCAAUUCUCUGUGCCACAGACCGAAUUGAUUCGAGCUCGAGACAGACUGAAUCGGGAAAUUUUGCACUUGCGCGAAGUUCAACCGAUCAGUAGCACAAGCGUUAAAAUAAUGUGGGAUAUUCUUGGAGCAGCAGAUUUGGUCGAAGGUCUUUACAUCCGGUACCGAGAAAUAUCGGAUAAACCGGAAUACCAAAUGGUCACGGUGCUGAACGCCGGUGCGACGAGUUACGUGUUGACGAAUCUCCGGAAAUUCACUCGUUACGAAUUUUUUCUCGUCCCCUUCUACAAAACGAUAGAAGGAAGACCGAGCAACGUAAAACUGGCGACGACACUCGAGGACGUUCCUUCCGGAUCACCCGAAAACGUUCACGUUGGCAUGAUCAAUUUGACCUCGGCCUUUGUACAGUGGGCUCCGCCACCUAAAAAUGAACAAAACGGACAGCUUGUCGGUUACAAGAUCCAGAUAAAGAGUAACAGCAGCAACAAAGUAUUGGGUCAGAUGUCACUGAACGCAUCGACGACAUCGGUGAUAAUAAACAGUUUGACGACCGGCGGUUUGUACACGGCUCGGGUGGCUGGGUUGACCCGAGCAGGUUUAGGUCCGUUCUCAUCGCCGACAAUAUUGAACAUGGACCCGGGCCAAUUGACUCAAUUGCCGCCGCGUACGGAUCCGAGUCACGGAGGUGCAUCGGUGAUAACGGAAACGUGGUUUUUGGUGUUGAUGAUAACGAUGGUGUUCACUCUGGUGGCUGGUCUCGUCGGUGCGCUUUACGUGAAGCGGCGUCAAGUGAUGCGCAAGCAGUUGGGCCACCUGAAUGUACCUGUUGGGACCGCGAACGACAUUUGUCAGUUGAACAAGGACACUUUGUGGCUGGAGCGAGGCUGGAGACCGACGAAUACGCUUCAGGGCUCGAACGACAAGGAUUGCGAGACGAAGUUGUUGAACAACCAGCAAAUGCUUGCCCCUGGAAUCGUCAGUAUGGCAGGUUCCGAGUACGCCGAGGUGAAUUUGACGACCUUCUACAACGCUAGGAAACAGCUGCAGGCGCCACCGGAGCCUUACGCGACGACGACCCUCUGCGUCGGUAACCGAAGUCCCGAUUCGAUGGAGACGAGUGGCCAGAAAUCCAACUCCAGUGAUUCCUGCCUGAAACCGGAUUACUCGAAUCUUGACUCAAAUCAGGAUCACAAUCAGUCAACGAUGUCCCCGAGUAGCGACAACGCCAGCAGCGUCUACACCGACGAAAACGGCGACGCUCAACAACAGCAGCAACAACAGCAGCAGCAGCAGCAGCAGCAGCAGCAACAACAGAGGAGGCCACAGUACAGAAUUCCAACGGGCGAAAACGCACAGCCCAACAUGCCGAACUGGUGCGACAUGCUCCCACCGCCACCGGAACAUCCACCGCCAGCUGGAACUUCGCUGUCGGCAAGGAUGCAGCAACAAGUAGCUGCCUUCAGUCCUCACCUGGGAAAACGCAGCAUCCCGAACGACCUCGACGCCGGUAAUUCCACGAACUCUCAGAGCCCACCGACCCCGCCGAUCAGGGUCGGAAACUCAUUCGCCUCUUCACCGACCCCGUGGAACGGAGUGCCUCCGCAGAUCGAACCGAAUCACGUGAACCAUCGCGAGCAAGGGGGACGCUACACGACUCUGCCGCCGCAAACGAACCCGCCUCCGGUUCCCUCUUUUCCUCAGGGCUUCAAUCACUACGAUUACAAGAACCAGGAAAACGAAUACGAGAGUGGCUCCGUCAUUUACGGACAUCAGAACGGUCUCGCCGAUGAUUAUCGACCCCACGACUCCGCCUACAAUCGGACCAACCAUCCCAACUCCCACCUCGAUCACGGCACGCUCAACGACGAGGUUUAUCGUCACAACGAAGAAAUGUUCCGGAGCGAUAAUAUCUACCAGCCGGAAAACGACGAGUGGGACCGGAAGUCGUGCGAUUCCAACACCCACUCAGAGCUGUGCUGUUCCUGCUCCGAAUCGAGCUGCCUCUACGCCGACACGAUGGAAUACAACAACCAAUUCGGACCGAGCUGCGCUCACAAUCGUGGCAGUGCUUCUAGAAAUCGCAACAAUCGCAGCCCCCGGAGAAGAAACAAUCGGACUUCUUCACCCACCUACAGCAGCGAUAGCAACUACUCUUGCAUUCCUCAGAGACAGUGCGGACCAGCCAAUUCACAGGAAAGGCUCAGGCACAAUCGUAGCAAAGACAAAGUGCCUAGUUUUCCGAGAUCCGGUGGGUACGGCCAGCACAAUUCGUCAGCUUCGAACACGAUGAGCAGCUCGGGGAGCCAGAGAUACAACAAGCUGAACAGUCUGUUCAUGAAUGCGAGCAACAAUCCGAACGGGACGAGUGAAACGAGUCGAUUGAGCGACCACCGAGACAGUUAAGUGCCACUCUGACGAAGAGAGAGGCCGAGAGAGAGAGAGAGAGAGAGAGAGAGAAGAGGAGAGCGAAAAGGAUUGCGAAAGCGUGUCAUCGUAGGGAGUGAGUAAAGAGGAAUAAAAAAGGCGACCCCGAGUCGAGAGUCAAGUCCGAAAAGCUCAAGUGCAUUGAAAGCCAGAAGCAGGAGCUUUCGAAGGAAUGCAUCGCGUUUCGUUGCGAUCGGGAGUUAUUUCUCCCCAAAUAAUCGAAUCGCGGAAUUUUAUUCUCCGGGCUUUUCGAAUCGACGAUGACGAGUGUAGUAAAAUUCGAAUCGACCAGUUGCGAACCUCAUCCACGUAUGAUCGUGGAAUAUUCGCCGAAAACUUCGUAGGCGCCGUCGCCAGCGAGUCCGAAGAGCCUCGAACGCGGCGAGAACGCCCGUGUCGUUCCGCACGAGCGAACAAUCGACCGAGCGAAAACACAAAAACAGACAAAAUAACUAUCGAAAAUACACGAUGAUCGCAUUUAUUUUUACGCCCCGGUUCGUUCACUCUCCGCAUCGUCACGCGAUAAAUAACGAACCUUAUUUUCGAUAUAACGUUCCUAACUGUUAACCGGAGAAAAUUCAAUUCAAACACACAAACACACUCACACGAGAUAAAAAAAAUAAUAAUAAUAAGAAAGAAAAAAAAAAAGACGAAAAAUCGUAUGGUCGCCAACUAUCGCGAUUAUAAUCGACGUAUAUAUUUCUUCCAGAAAACAAAUAUACUUACUAAAUAAAUAAUGUUAACGAUUUACGAAUGCGAUAAUUAAGAAUAGCACAGUAAGCUGUAUAAUCAUAUCAAGUGGUUUUUGUAUACAUUGUACAAAGUUUAUAAACAAGUUUAGUCACUAGUUUUUAAUUUACGUAUCAUUAAUUAUUAACAUCUAUAUAAACAUACGAAUCACUGUAUGUCUAUAUAAAUAAAUAUAUAAAUAUCUAUUUUAGUUUACACAAACGAGUGUACCGGAAGUCGUAUAGGGAAAUAUAUUUCGUUUCCCAAUGCCGUGACAAAUAAAGUGAGAAUGUGAAUGUGACAGGCGAUAUUUGAAGUGUUGGGAGCACGACGAUCGAGGCUUUCAAAGUUUCGAAAACGAAUCUCCGAUGGGUGUGUUGGCCUUUCUACGAAGCAGCUUGAAUCUCGAUGCGAAGUCGAAAAAAUGUUUAGUUUUUGGUACGAAAACGUAAGGAGGGUUAAAUUCGAAGAAUGCCAGUCGAAAAUUGCUGAGUAAUCGAACGAUAUUUGUGGAAAAUAUCGUUCUUUUUUCGGGAACGAAACUUAUUGGGUUGUUCAAACUGAGUUUAGAAAUGUUCUUUCGGGAUGGAGGGUUCUCGGGAAUCAUGAGAGAAAAAAAAAAAAAAAAAAAAGAGUUCGAUCCAAUCUCAUGUAUGAAGGUCGAGGAACAAAAAUACUUGACACAAGAUCGCACUGUCUGGCACGAACAAAGUUCCCUUUAAUCUCUCAUCUGUAGAUAUCUCCCUUGUGAAUACAGAGUGAUUAAAUAAAUAUAUUAACGAAUAAUGUAGAAGAGCGAAACGUGUAAUGUGAGAGAGGAAUGAAUGGUUUAUAAUAAUGUAAAAUCUUCUGGUGCAUAUGGAAAAGAGAGAAAGAGCGAAGUAUAUAAAUAUAUGUUUCUUAAAUAAGAAACUAUCGUAGUUAAUCCCGCCCUGACAAGCCAUAUAAUCGCUCAAAUUCAAUGUAAUUAUUUAAAUAAUAAAAUAGAUGACGAACUCAACUGCCUGAAAGAGGUGAAUCUCACUGCUAAACGGAAAUGACAUUCUUCUCGUUGCUUCGAAAAAAAAGAGAAUGAUCCAUUGAUUGUGUUCAAAUAGGUGAAAAAAAUACGUUUUUUUUUGUGGUAAGAAUGGAAAAACUGUAGUUAGAAAACUGCUGAUGAAUUUGGGAGAAUGAUGAAAAAGAAUUGACUUUUUUUCCUCGAAGUGAUGGGAAUUUUCCGCUUUUAGAGCAUCGUGUGUCUCGAGUAUUAAAAUAUAACGUGAUCAAGGACCGCAUUUAUGGCACAAUUCUUUGUCAAAAUCACUGCCAACCGUUUCUUAGAAAAUCGAAUACGAAGCUCAUUUUUUCAGUGAUUGCAAUCGAGUAGAGGUCAUGAGAUUUGAAAAUAUUUUCAAAGAAGAUUUUCCUCCUGAAAAAUUAUUCAAUAAAACUACUCUCGUUCGAAUACUGCGAGAGGAAAAAAAACUUUACGAAACACGUACACAGCUGCGAAACCUAUUAGACACGAGAAACGUAAUGGGUAUUUUAACUGUACCAAUAACCAGAAUAUAAUAUCGUUUAAAAUCCAUCCAGCAAAACUAGCACAUGUAAACGUUCCACACAGAAAAAAGGUUUUCACGAGUUUUCAAAUAUCAACGAAAAAAUCAUGACCACCUCUUAAAUUCGCAUUUUUUUCAUCUCUUUUGUUUUUUGCUCGAAUAAAAAUGAUGAGCCAACCCUCGAGAAUAAGAAGUGCGUACCGAAUGUUCUUGAUAUAACAAAAAACUUCGAAUCAGUCGAACACCAAAGACUACGGUGACUUUUAUUUUCAAAUGGAAAUUUCAAAUGAUGUAAUUAUAGAGAUAAAAAUAAUGCGAAUAUGCAUAGAAGUUGGUAGAAACUCAUUUUUUCGAUGAUCUGUGAAUUGUAAUAACUUUUUAGUCAAAACUCAUCGAACACCGAAAAACCACAGUCUCACCGAAAAGAGUGAACGAUCGCCAUCUUGGCAGGCUCGAACGGGAAACGGGAAUUCUUACGGAACGCUUACCAGAGCGCUAGCGCCCUCUCGAAUGGAGAUCAACGCAUAAUGUAUUAUUAUUAUCAUUAUUAUUUCCCUGUAGAGUCGUUGGGUCGUUGAUGCGAUCGUGCGUUUAGUUUUGUAUAAUAAUGACCAUUAUUCUUAUUAUUAUUGUUUUUUUUAUAUUAUAAUUAUUUUACAAGCGUUAUACGUUAAGUAUGAUGACAAGUGAAUCGAUCCGUGAAUUUGACGCCGUUACGAAAACUUGUGGUAAUAGUCUGGAAUGAAUAUAAUAAUAAAAAAUAGCUCCAGCGUACGAAAAAACACAAACAGAUCAUAACACGAAACAAGAAGCCGAAGUACAGAAAAAAGCACGUAUGAGAAUAAUAGAAAUUCCCAUUAAAACACCGCGAGUGUGUUAGGAAUUCUACAAAUUGAGCUUGGCUCUUCAGAACUUUCGAUGUUAAUACGAGUACACACGUUGUUGAGAUUACUAAUUUUAGAAGGGUAUAUCAUAAUCCGUACUUGUAGUGUCAAUCCCGCCCGAAUCAUAUGCCACGACAGCGUUGUUUUUCAGUUGACGUGCCUUGAAUUUCGAACAUGAAUCAGCCGAGCCGCAGUGUUUUCAGUGACGAAGAAAACAAAAUAAAACAUCGAUGACCUCCCUAAUUUAAUAAAUCUAAGACCGAGGAGUGAUAAACUAAGAAAAAAAGGUUUGAUUUCAAGGCACAUUUGUCUUUAGUAUGCGAAUAAUAAGCGGGGAAAAUGUGAAUCAGAGACUGUGCAGUGAGAGAGAAAAAGAGAGAGAAAGCCUAGAGCCAUGUAAAAGUAAUCCAUAUCACUGUAAAAGGAUUCGAGGCGUAAUUUUUUUAGGUUAACUUUGUAAAGAUGAUGAAAAGAGAAAAGACGAGAGAUUGAAAAAAAAUCGAAUUUAUAUGUGAGAUGAAGAGGAAGUUGUAUUUACUUACGUCACAUGAAUACAGCUCGCAAGCGUAAUCAAAGGCUGAUGAGUGUUAUUAUUUAAUGCGAUCUUUUUUUCCUCCGCCCCCUCCCACCCUUGCCCAUGAAACUGUAAAUAUUGCGGGAGAAUCGCGAGAGGAAACGUAAAUGUUUUAUAUAGGUAAUAAUUUAUUUAUUAUUGAGAGAGACUGGUACGUAAAGCGUGUCAAGAUUCGUGUGAUGGGCGGAAAGAUUGCUAACGAAAAAAAAAAGAGGAAAGAACGAUUUACGAAGUUGAAAAUAAGUAAAUGUUUCUGUGGUUAUAACGGAAGCGCCGACGUCAAUGGUAAUAUUACCAUAAAGGAAAUGAUAUACAAAAACAUACACGAAACUGAUAUAUAUAUAGAUAUAUAUACGAACAACACAUCGACACUGGCCAACACACAUGACUGUAGAUAAUUUAUAACAAUCGCUAAUGUCGAGUACUGCGUGCGUAUGGGUGUGCAUGCGUAUGUGUGUGGGUGUGUGCGUGCGUAUACAUAAAUACCUGGAUAUUUAUACGCACACGCGCAUACACAUGUAUGCAUUGAGAUAUAUAUAAAUAUAUAUAUAUAUAUAUAUCAUGGCAUAUUACACUGAUAACGAUUAAUAAAAGUAAUGUUAAAAAUUUCAA
This is a messenger RNA of Venturia canescens, 9618 nucleotides long. RefSeq names its product roundabout 1 (gene robo1). Lineage: Eukaryota; Metazoa; Arthropoda; Insecta; Hymenoptera; Ichneumonidae. The transcript is spliced from 11 exons. The coding region runs from base 1028 to 5257 and encodes 1409 amino acids. Gene Ontology annotation, cellular component: axon; plasma membrane. Gene Ontology annotation, biological process: axon guidance; axon midline choice point recognition; homophilic cell-cell adhesion. Gene Ontology annotation, molecular function: cell-cell adhesion mediator activity; axon guidance receptor activity. The record is from RefSeq and is a predicted model, not a curated record.